UGGAUUGAAAAGAUUUCUUGAAAAUCAGUAGAGAUAGGUAUAAUUAUCAGAGUUUUAAAAAUAUGGAAAGCUUAUUUAUUAUCAAUUCAACUGGAGAUGUAUUCCUAGAGAAGCAUUGGAGAUCAGUAAUAUCAAAAUCUAUUUGUGAUUACUUCCUAAACAAAAUGAAAACCUCAAACGAAAUUCCGCCAGUAAUUUCAACAUCUCUACAAUCGACGAAUCUCGUAUCAAUUCAACGUUGCGGUGUUUACUUUGUUGUCGUUUGCAAGCAAGACGUACAACCACUUUUUGUCAUAGAAUUUCUUCACAGAGUUGUUGAUAUGUUUGAAGAUUAUUUCAGCGAAUGCAAUGAAGCAGUCAUCAAAGAGAAUUAUGUUGUAAUUUAUGAACUUCUGGAGGAAAUGCUUGAUAAUGGAUUUCCACUUGCGACUGAAUCAAAUAUUUUGAAAGAGCUUAUUAAACCACCGAACGUUCUUCGUACUAUUACGAACACUGUUACGGGAAGAACAAAUUUCAGUGGAACACUUCCUGUUGGAUCUUUAUCAGCAAUUCCCUGGAGAAGGAGUGGUGUGAAGUACACAAAUAAUGAAGCAUAUUUCGAUGUGAUAGAAGAAAUUGAUGCUAUCAUUGAUAAAUCAGGAUCAACUGUGUUUGCUGAAAUUCAAGGAUACAUCGAUUGUCUCAUCAAAUUAAGUGGAAUGCCUGAUCUUUCUUUGUCAUUUGUCAAUCCUCGACUUCUUGAUGAUGUUUCAUUCCAUCCUUGUGUGAGGUUCAAACGAUGGGAAACUGAAAGAGUUUUAAGCUUCAUCCCUCCAGAUGGAAAUUUCCGACUGAUGUCUUAUCAUGUAACAUCGCAGAGUGUGGUUGCGAUUCCUAUUUAUGUUCGUCAAAACAUUCAAUUGAAGUGUGAAGAGCAAGGCAGAUUGGACAUUACAGUUGGACCGAAAACCACUUUAGGAAGAACUCUUGAAAAUGUUAAGCUUGAGAUUUUAUUGCCAAAAGGAGUCACGAAUUGUACACUCGUCGCAACUCAAGGCAAAUACACGUUUGAUAACAUCACAAAAACACUUCAUUGGGAUAUUGGAAAAAUUGACAUUCAAAAGUUGCCAAACAUUCGUGGAAGUGUUUCAGUGGCUGCAGGAUCAUCAGUUGAAUCAAAUCCUUCCAUCAAUGUUCAUUUCACCAUCUCGCAAAUAGCUGUGUCAGGUUUGAAAGUGAAUCGACUCGACAUGUAUGGUGAUGUUAAAUAUAAACCAUUUAAAGGGGUCAAAUAUUUGACAAAAGCUGGAAGGUUUCAUAUUCGACUAUAAAUUAAAACUCACUUUAAUCAAAACAUCAACAUGGCAACAAGAUCAUCUUUUUAUUUCAAUAUUAAUUUUAAUUUUUGUAAACCCUUUUUUGAAAAGAAAAUAUAUUAAUGUUUAAUCAUGAAAG
Molecule: messenger RNA, 1434 nt
Organism: Clunio marinus
Lineage: Eukaryota; Metazoa; Arthropoda; Insecta; Diptera; Chironomidae
Source: the annotation of a GenBank genome assembly